AUGGCGGCGACCGUGCUCUCUUACUUCUGGGAGCUCGCCUCGCUCGACGUGGACCGGCGAGUGAAAGCGGCCUCGAGCCUAAUCGCCGCGCUGAAUACCGCCCAGUCCGAGUUUGCCGCUACUAGCGCUGCCGGCGGCCAGCCGCUGUGCCCGGACCUCGAGUAUGCCGUCCGCCGGCUCGUGCGCGGCCUCGCUUCGCCACGCGACGGCGCUCGGCAGGGCUUUGGCGCGGCGCUCAUCGAGCUGUGCGCCGCCCUCGAGAUCGUCACGCCGGAGCUCAUCCUCGAGCAGAUUGAGUCGACGCUGCAGCUCACCGGCGCUGCAAAGGGAUCGGAGGAGCGCGACGUCCUCUUUGGCCGUCUCUUUGCCUGCUCUGCCCUCGUCCGGUCGCACCGGGUCGCGGCGCUGCCUGCGGAGCGGCAGUCGGCGACGGCCGCACGGCUGUCAGCGCUGCUGAUCGCGGUGGGCGGCGCAAAGGCCUUCCUCCAGGAGCCGGCGGCCGCCGUCACUUGCGAGCUCAUCCGGACCCUCGACCCAUCCGUGGUCGAGGAGAGUGUGUGGCCGACGGUGGCGCCGCUGCUGCCGGGCCCCCUCGCCGGCUGGUCCCCGCACGGCCUCAUGCUGGCGCUCGCGCUGGCGCUGCUCGAGCUCCUCGGCAAGGGCAAGCUGCGCGCAAAGCACCUGCUGCCGCCGGUGGAGAACGGCAAGCCCGCGCGCGGUGCCAAGCGCGCCGCCGACAGCGGCGGCGAGGGGGCGGGCGAGGCGCCGGCGACGGAGAAGAAGCGCGCGAAGCUCAACGGCGCGAAGCGAAAGAGUAAGCUGGCGGCCGCGUGA
Molecule: messenger RNA, 834 nt
Organism: Emiliania huxleyi CCMP1516
Lineage: Eukaryota; Haptophyta; Isochrysidales; Noelaerhabdaceae
Exons: 5
Coding region: 1-834 (277 amino acids)
Biological process (GO): regulation of DNA-templated transcription
Cellular component (GO): nucleolus
Molecular function (GO): transcription factor binding; DNA binding
Source: RefSeq, a predicted model, not a curated record